GGGAGUUGUGUGUGGGUCUGAGUCCCUGAGCGGUGCGAGUCUGAAGGAGAUUGGCUAGUUCGGGAUUUCUGAGGUCUCUCGGCCGCGGGACUCCCCGGGCUUCUAGAAUAGCUCUGGGGUAGUGGGCUCGCGGUCCGCAGCGUGGCUUCGGCCGCACCGCAUCUCUCUGAAGAUGAGUGCCUGCCCGUAUUCUUCCCUUUUCUCCUCUGGUCCUGAGCAACGUGUCAGGAGCACACUUAAGAAGAUCUUUGGGUUUGACUCAUUUAAGACCACCUUGCAGGAGAGUGCCACCAUGGCAGUGGUUAAAGGUGAAAAGGAUGUGUUCGUGUGCAUGCCCACAGGGGCAGGGAAAUCCUUGUGCUACCAGCUUCCUGCGCUGCUGGCCGCAGGUAUCACCAUUGUGAUCUCUCCACUUAUUGCUCUGAUUCAGGACCAGGUAGAUCACUUGUUGGCCUUGAAGGUACGUGUAUGCUCUCUGAACUCCAAAUUAACGGCUCAAGAGAGAAAGAAAAUUCUAAUGGACCUGGAGAAUGAAAAGCCACAGACUAAGCUCUUAUAUAUCACUCCUGAAAUGGCUGCCUCUGCCUCCUUUCAGCCCAUUCUGAACUCACUAGUAUCCCGACACCUUCUUUCCUACCUGGUGGUAGAUGAGGCUCAUUGUGUCUCCCAAUGGGGGCAUGACUUCCGACCUGAUUACCUCCGGCUGGGUGCCCUGAGGAAAAGAAUACCCCACGCCCCUUGUGUGGCUUUGACAGCCACAGCUACCCAGCAAGUUCAGGAGGAUGUGGUCACUGCCUUGAAGUUGCGACAGCCAGUUGCCAUCUUCAGGACACCCUGUUUCCGGGCCAACCUCUUCUAUGAUGUGCAGUUCAAGGACCUGCUUGGUAAUCCCUAUGGAAACCUCAAGGACUUCUGCCUGAAGGCACUUGGGCAGAAAAACGACAAAGGGGCUUUUCCCGGUUGUGGCAUUGUGUACUGCAGGAUGCGGGAGGUCUGUGAACAGGUGGCGACAGAGCUCAGCUCCAGGGGCAUAAAAGCCAAGGCUUACCAUGCAGGGCUCAAGGCCGAAGACAGGAUGUUAGUGCAAAAUGAGUGGAUGGAGGAGAAGGUUCCUGUCAUUGUUGCAACCAUCAGUUUUGGGAUGGGGGUGGACAAAGCGAAUGUCAGAUUUGUUGCCCACUGGAAUAUCGCCAAGUCAAUGGCUGCAUAUUACCAAGAAUCUGGACGAGCUGGGAGGGAUGGACAGCCUUCUUGGUGCCGCCUCUAUUACUCCAGGAAUGACCGGGAUCAAGUCAGCUUUCUGAUAAAGAAGGAGAUCUCAAAACUGCAGGAAAAGAGAGGGAACAAGGACUCUGAUAAAGCCAGCAUGGCAGCCUUCGAGGCCCUGGUGGACUUCUGUGAGAAGCUGGGGUGCCGCCACGCUGCCAUUGCCAGGUACUUUGGGGAUGCAGCCCCUGCGUGCGCCAAAGGCUGUGACCACUGCAAGAGCCCUGGGACUGUUAGGAAGCAGCUGGAUGCCUUGGAGAGCAGCAGCAGCUGGAGUAAGACACAAAUCAGGAGCUCUCGUGGGGAUGACUCUGACUCCGAGCUGUAUGAGGGUGGCCGACGGGGAUACGGCGGCUUUGACAGAUACGAUGAGGACUUGGGGAACAAUGGAGCCGAGGACAAUGAUGAAGCCCAGAAGCGAGAAUGGAACAUUUUCUACCGGAAUCAGAUGAACCUUCGGAAGGGUAAAGAACCCAAGAAAGAGGAGUUCGUCCCCCCAGAUGAUGACUGUCCCCUGAAGGAGGCCUCCAGCAGGAAGAUCCCCAGGCUUACUGUGAAGGCUCGGGAACACUGUUUGAAAAUGUUGGAGGAGGCCCUGAGCAACAACCUGCAAACAGUUUGCACUACAGAGAGGACCGAGCCCCAGGCCCAUGCGGUGGAGCUGGAGUACGAGGCAUUCCGCAGUACCAGGAUGGCCAAUCUGUACAAGGCCAGUGUGUUGAAAAAGGUGGCAGAGAUCCACAAAGCCUCCAGUGAUGGGAAGCUCUACCCUUCUGGGGGUGAUGGGGACCAGAGCUGCAGGGCCCAGGCUGUGUUGCCUGAGGAAGACAUCCGACCAGCCUCUCAAGUGUAUUCAUUCAAAUCAAAGAGAAUAGGAGCUGGCUUCCGGACAGGCUCCGAGCCCUUCCAGACAGCAGCUGAACUCUUGCAAAGGUCCUUGGCUCAGGAGCAGAUGCCACCUGUUAGACCAGAAGGAGGAGAGAAGCCUGGCCCAAGAGAUACCUCCAAGCCUGAAAAGAAGGCAGAGCCCUUCCCAGAACAGGGAGUUUUUGGAGGAGGCCUGGAGAGAAGUGGACCAUUGCCUGAGAAGAAGGCUAAAAGAUCCCCUGCGGACCACCCCGUCAUCAAGUCUCAAGGUAGCAAGAAGCAGCAGUUGCUGGCCAAGGCAGCAAAAAAUUCUCAGGAGAUAACUCGGUUCUUCUCCCACCAAGGGGCAAAGAGCCCACCCCUACCUAGCCUAUCAUCUGUGCAAACAGUGGACUCAAGCCCCUCUCCUGAAAGGACUCGGGAACCCAAGGUAGCCCAGGGAAAGAGUAUAAUGGAAGAGGACCGAGCCCUAAGUCAUUUGUCUGCUCUGAGCCAGGAAGAGACCACGGGAGGGCUGGAAUCAAGCCUCAAGGUCCAAUCUGAGGUGCAGCCCAUCGCCCCAGAGGACACCCAGCCAAGGAAACGGCCCAGAUCCCAUCAGGGGAUUCCAGAGGACCAGACUCAGAAGAGGCUUCGACCCACAGCCAAACCCUCUACCUUGAUACCACCAGAGGCCAAAGUCAGCAGCUCUUCCAAAAGAGAAGAUAAUUUUGACCAGAGUAUAGAGAACCAAGGCCCCAAUCACCUUCCAGACCCAAGACCAAGGACGCCUGGUGUCUCUCUGAAAGAGGCUGCAGACAUCGUAGUCAAAUACCUGACCCCUUUCUACAAGGAUGGCAAAUUUGCUUCCAAGGAAUUAUUUAAGGGCUUCGCCCGACACCUUUCCCACUUGCUGACCCAGAAGAUGCCUCUGUGGGGGAGUGGUGAGUGCCCUGGGCCUUGCUUUGGGAGACUAAGGGGAAGCACCUUGAGGGAAGGGUACAGGGCCUUACCCUUCCACUUCUCUGCAGUGAAAGAAGAGGCUCAGAGGCUCAUCAAGCAGUUUUUUCAAAGCCGGGCUAGGUGUGAAAGCGACAGUGAUUGGCUGGACCUGCCUGACCCAGGUCAGAGAUAACUGAUGCUGGGGAGGAGGAGAGGACUGGCAUAGCACUGGAGAGGCUAUAAUAUCUGCUGAGAGCCCAGGGCCCCUUCCUACCUCAUGCCCUGGGAAGCCCCCAGUGACUUCUGUCCUGUGCCAGGCCAGCGUAGGGAAGACUGGCUCAGUGCUGUGGGCUCUUGGCUUUGGAGAACUGGGGCUGGGGGCAGAAGAAGGAGGGGAAUCCUGCUGCUGCUAGGGAAGAGCUUCCCCCUCACCCAGAGUCCCAGUGUCUGCCUAUGCAAGAACCUUAUUUGAGGGUGGCUGUUGUAAAUACCUCCAUCCCUUGGGGCUGGGACUAGAGCUCAGCCCAUCCCUUUCUACCUGUAAAGCUAAAAGUCUCAUCUUUCAUUGCUGCUUCCCCAUUUUUGUGGCUGGGCUUUCUUGGUUGGCUUCCUGGAAGAAGGGGCCAGCUCUCAGGGCUUCCUGGAAGAGGAGGAAGGCAUUUGGAGGGUGCCUCCCCUAUGCACUUUUUUUUUUUUUUUUGGUGAGGCAGUUGGGCUUAAGCGACUUGUCCAGGGUCACACAGCUGUUAAGUGUCUGAGUUUGGAUUUGAACUCAGGUCCUCCUGAAUCCAGUGCUGGUGUUUUAUCCACUGCGCCACCUAGCUGCCCCCUCCAUGCACUUUUUAAUGUGUUGGUGGUACUACUGUCUGAGGUGCCCACAUACCUACUUUCACACCCUCUACCUCCCUCUGAAGCCAUAUUGACUAACUUUGCUACUGGGUGUGUAUGAGGCCCUGGGACCCUCUCAGAAGCCAUACUUGCCCUGGGCCCAUCUGCUAGGGUCACAAUGGCCUAUUAGUGUUUACAAAUUGUAAUAAAAGUUUUUAUUCUGAUCAGGUUCAA
This is a messenger RNA of Dromiciops gliroides (monito del monte), 4116 nucleotides long. It is a transcript of the gene RECQL5, whose product is annotated as RecQ like helicase 5. Gene Ontology annotation, cellular component: cytoplasm; chromosome. NCBI's taxonomy places the organism in Eukaryota, Metazoa, Chordata, Mammalia, Microbiotheria, Microbiotheriidae. Gene Ontology annotation, biological process: double-strand break repair via homologous recombination. The coding region runs from base 173 to 3247 and encodes 1024 amino acids. The record is from RefSeq and is a predicted model, not a curated record. Gene Ontology annotation, molecular function: nucleic acid binding; 3'-5' DNA helicase activity; four-way junction helicase activity. The transcript has 19 exons.